CCGGCCCCACUCCAGACCCUACAUGGCCUACUUGAAGAUAGCAGUGUGCAGGGUUCCUGAUUUGAGAUGACAUGGUGCUGACUGCGGCUCAUUGUAACGAGGAGAAGGGACACAUCACCGUCUCCCUGGGAGUCCAUGACCUUAGACUGUGGGAAUGGAGUAGACAAGAAAUCCCUGUGCGUCGCCGGAUCCCCCACCUGCAAUAUGACAUAUGCAACGACAUCAUGCUGUUGCAGCUGGAGCGCCGAGCCAGGCUCAGUGAAUGGGUGGGGCUUAUCCCCUUGCCCAGUGCCUGGCAGGUCGUGCGCCCUGGGGCCAUGUGCAGCAUCACUGGCUGGGAUGGGACGAGCGCCUGCAGGGCAAUGGGCUCGGAUGUGCUCCGGGAGGUGGACGUGGCGGUGCUGGAGGAUUAUGUGUGUCUGAGGAAUCCUGACCACAUCUAUCAUUACUAUAAUGCCUCCACCAUGCUUUGUGCAGGGGAUCUGAAACAGGGCAAAGACUCCUUUCAGGGUGACGCUGGGGGCCCCCUGGUGUGCGGCAAAACAGCCCAGGGCAUCGUCUCUUGGGGCUCCCUCAAUGGGACCCCCCCUGGGGUGUACACCAGAGUCUCCAGAUUCGUCCCUUGGAUCCUGAAGACCCUGAGAACUCUGCAGCCCUGAGCCCCACUGGGAAUUGCUGCUUGUCUCACAAGUGGCCUCUGGAGGUGCCCUGACAUAGGACCUGCUUUGCAAAGGGCCUGCGCUCCCCAGGUCCCUGCCGCAAGGCAGUGCUCUGCUCAGGCAGCACUCAACCUGUGAGCACCAAGGUCGAGGGCCUAGGGGAGUUAGGAGCCAGAUUCAAGUCCAGUUCCUGUCGGCUCCCUUAGCAAGCCCAACCCAGGCUCUCAAGCUCAGGAAGCAGGUGGUUUGUCUCGGAGCCGAACUCUGGGGCCAACCUGGCUGUUUGUAGCUCACUCCCAUGUCGAGUGACUGUUCGGUGGAGAUCCUUGUCCUCACGCUGCCAGCUGAGUUGUGUUGGAACUGCAGCCUGUCCUGUCCGUGCUAGGGCUGUCCUCUGUGUUUGUUACCUCGGGCUGGCC
Molecule: messenger RNA, 1078 nt
Organism: Gopherus evgoodei (Goodes thornscrub tortoise)
Lineage: Eukaryota; Metazoa; Chordata; Testudines; Testudinidae
Product: cathepsin G-like
Exons: 5
Coding region: 72-659 (195 amino acids)
Biological process (GO): proteolysis
Cellular component (GO): cytoplasm; intracellular membrane-bounded organelle
Molecular function (GO): serine-type endopeptidase activity
Source: RefSeq, a predicted model, not a curated record